GCUUCAAUACCAGGUAGCUAUUAGUGUUAUCAUAGCAGCUUUACACGAGACAUUGCGCGGCAUAUCCUUUCCGUAGCCUACACAUUCGUUACUUAAUAUCAUAAAGCUUCAGGAUUAUUCUUUUGCAGAAACUUAAGCUCUCCUCCAGCACAUCAACUAGAAAUCCCACAUGCCUAGGCACCUAAUCAUAUUUACGAUACUCCAUACGCCCAAUUACUCUCUUCAUAAACCCGGUUCUCCGGUUAGGUCCAUGUCAUGUUAACGACAGCGCCGUACCUGCGCAUCCGGCGCCCGUCCCCAACGACGACCGAGUUCAUCGUGUCGACACUCCCACCGCAGACGAUACCGCUACGUCUUGCCCUCGGGGCUGUAUACUUCGUGCGUCUACUGCUCGCUCUCGCCGUCCUGCUUAUGAUGUACGCGGUCCAGAGCUCGUAUUACUCGACAACGCCCAUUCAGCCGCUACUACUACCGUCGAUGAAGACAUCAGUAGCGAAUAUACAAUCGAAUUCUACUACGACAGGUGCUACCACCGCAAACAGUCCCAUCGACGUCCUCGCUACCACCCCUAUCUUCUCCCUCGCCUUCGUCCAGCAGACCCUCAACGUACUGCUAUCCUCGCGCCUAGGAUCUCUCCUUUCUCAGCUCGCGCACUCCGUACCCCCAUGGAUCUUAAUCCCCUGCUCCAUAGGGACACUAUACCUCCUCUCGCUGCGCAUCGGCGUAGAGGAGCGGCUCCUAGUCCUACGGGGUCUAGGCGUACAGACGAGUUCCAGCGGAGCAACGGUCUUCUCCGCGCUCAAGACGCGCUUCAUCCCCACCGACAAGAUCCAGGACAUCCUAAUUAACGAGGCCUUCCGCGGCUUCGAGGUCCGGCACUACCUGAUUGUCAUCGUCGAAGGGGAGGAGCACAUCGUGGUCGUGUUUCCGCAGCUGCUCCCGCGGCCGCGUAUAUUGGAGAAGGUGUGGAAGGGCGCGAGGGAGUGUCUCUAUGGGCGGGAUGGGGAGGACGAAAAAGAAGGAAGGAGGUCUAAGGGGAACGGCACGGCUUAGGAGAACGAUGAGUUGUCUCCCUGUGAGCCGCCGCAGCUGUGUCGUAGACAUGGACGGGGAGUUGGGGACUCGUGGAUAGUGGUUUAGGACGGGUUUGUUUAGUUGGCGUAUGGCUAUGAUGG
Molecule: messenger RNA, 1175 nt
Organism: Daldinia loculata
Lineage: Eukaryota; Fungi; Ascomycota; Sordariomycetes; Xylariales; Hypoxylaceae
Product: GPI-GlcNAc transferase complex, PIG-H component-domain-containing protein
Exons: 1
Coding region: 256-1053 (265 amino acids)
Biological process (GO): GPI anchor biosynthetic process
Cellular component (GO): glycosylphosphatidylinositol-N-acetylglucosaminyltransferase (GPI-GnT) complex
Source: RefSeq, a predicted model, not a curated record